CUCACAACUUCCAGGCGUACCAGUCUGCGUUGCGCCUCCGCUCUCUCAACUUUCUUCUGAUUACAACUCCUCCGCAACUCUCACUUUUUUUUUAUUUUUAUUCCCUGGCAGUGGAGGGAUGUUCCUUGGAAGGAGGUUACACCCCAGCUGAACAUUUUCACCUUGGAAAAAAAGUUUAGGAGUCAGGCUGAUAACUUCUUUUCAGGGAGUUUGUGAAUGGGGGGCAUUUGGGGAGACUUUUACGCAUCCCUCUGACUGACGCACGGUCGCAUCUUUUCACUAAAACUUUCCAAAAUCCACAUUUUCUUCAUAUUUCUUUUUUUCUUCAAUGGCAAAGGGGCACUUUAAGGAGAUUCCGACUUCAGAGAAACUUUGGUGAAACUUCUACAGCGAACUUGAUUUCAUUCACAUCAGUUCUUUUUUUUUUCUUUUUCUUUUUUUACAUUUCUCAGACGCACAGUUUUUGACCUUUUCGGGAUCCUUACUUCUUAAGUCUUGUUCCCCCUGUGGGUUUUCAGUCAGCCUUUCUUCGGGUUUGGAGUACUUUCAGUGGAUAUCAUGCUUCCGACCGGACGGGGUAACGCGCUCUGCUGGCUUUGGGCUCCGGUUUUGGCGCUGCUGCUGUGCGCUGCAGCGGUGGAUGGAUGCCCACACAAGUGCAGCUGCUCUGGGUCGCAUGUGGACUGCCAGGGUCUGGGAUUGAAGACGGUGCCUAAAGGAGUACCGAGGAAUGCCGAGCGCCUGGAUCUAAACAGAAACAACAUCACCCGAAUCACUAAGGUGGACUUCUCCGGCAUCAAGAACCUCAGGAUUCUUCAUCUGGAGGACAACCAAAUCAGCGUCAUCGAGCGAGGAGCCUUCCAAGACCUCAGACUGCUGGAGAGACUUCGCCUGAACAGAAACAAACUCCAGUUCCUCCCAGAGCUUCUGUUCCAGUCCAACCCCAAACUCGGCCGACUAGACCUCAGUGAGAACCAGAUCCAGGCAGUUCCACGGAAGGCUUUCAGAGGAAUCACCAGUGUCAAGAACCUGCAACUGGACAGCAACCACAUCAGCUGCAUCGAAGAUGGAGCUUUCCGAGCGUUGCGCGAUCUGGAGAUUCUCACCCUCAACAACAACAACAUCACUCUCAUCCCUCUGUCCAGUUUCAACCACAUGCCCAAGCUGCGGACGCUGCGUCUGCACUCCAACAACCUGCACUGCGACUGUCACCUGUCCUGGCUUUCUGAUUGGCUCAGAGCUAGAAGGGGCUUGGCUCCCUUCACCCAGUGCAUGGCCCCCGCCCACAUGAGAGGCCUCAAUGUCCCAGAUGUGCAGAAGAAGGAUUUUGUCUGCAACGGUCCGGUCCAGACCGAGGCCAGGGCGUGUGCUCCUCAGGUCGCCGUGUGUCCGCCGAGCUGCAGCUGCAACAACAACAUCGUGGACUGUCGUCGCAAAGGCCUCACUGAGAUCCCAGCCAACCUGCCUGAGGGCAUUGUGGAGAUUCGUUUGGAGCAGAACUUGAUUAAAAGUGUCCCAGCAGGAGCCUUUACUGCCUACAAGAAGCUCAAGAGAAUCGACUUGAGCAAGAACCAGAUUUCCGACGUCGCAGCCGAUGCUUUCAGCGGCCUGCGCUCGCUCACCUCGCUGGUCCUGUACGGCAACAAGAUCACAGAGCUGCCCAAGGGAUUGUUUGAUGGACUGGUUUCCCUGCAGCUACUGUUGCUGAAUGCCAACAAAAUUAACUGCCUGAGAGUCAACACUUUCCAAGAUCUGCAGAAUCUCAAUCUGUUGUCACUUUAUGACAACAAGCUGCAAACUAUCAGCAAAGGACUGUUCACCCCUCUUCGCUCAAUCAAAACCCUUCAUCUGGCUCAGAACCCCUUCAUGUGUGACUGUCACCUGAAGUGGCUGGCUGACUACCUGUUUGACAACCCCAUCGAAACCAGUGGAGCUCGCUGCAGCCACCCCCGAAGACUGGCCAACAAACGCAUCAGCCAGGUUAAAGGCAAGAAGUUCAGAUGCACAGGUCAAGAGGACUACCGCAGCCGUUUAAGUGGAGAGUGUUUCCAAGAUCUGGUCUGCCCAGAGAAAUGUCGCUGUGAAGGCACCGUGGUCGACUGCUCCAACCUGAAACUAACCCGUGUACCCCCACACAUUCCUGAACACACCACUGACCUGCGGUUAAACGACAAUGAGAUUACCGUGCUGGAGGCUUCGGGGACGUUUAAGAAGCUGCCUAACCUAAAGAAGAUAAACCUGAGCAACAAUAAGUUACGGGACAUUCGUGAGGGUGUGUUUGAUGGGGCCAGUGGUGUUCUGGAGCUGCUUCUGACUGGAAACAAGCUGACUGGACUGCAGGGACGCAUGUUCAGAGGCCUCACUGGUCUGAAAACACUAAUGCUGCGGAGCAACCAAAUCAGCUGCAUCGACAACAGCACAUUUACGGGUCUGAGCUCGGUGCGUCUCCUGUCUCUGUACGACAACAGGAUUUCCAGCAUCGCCCCGGGAGCCUUUUCCACCCUCCACUCUCUGUCCACCAUUAACCUGCUUUCCAACCCGUACGUCUGUGACUGUCACUUGGCUUGGCUCGGUCAGUGGCUGAAGAAGACCAGGGUCGUGAGUGGAAAUCCUCGCUGUCAGAAGCCGGCGUUCCUCAAGGAGAUUCCCAUUCAGGACGUGGCAACGCCAGACUUCACCUGUGACGGUGCCGAGGAUAAUGGUUGCCUUCCUGCGUCUGGUUGUCCUGACGUCUGCACGUGCUCAGAUGGCGUGGUGCGAUGCAGCAACAGAGGGCUGCACUCUCUGCCCAAGGGCAUUCCCAAGGACACCACGGAGCUGUAUCUGGAGGGCAAUAUGCUGACAUCUGUGCCCAAGGAGCUGUCAGCCCUGAAGCAGCUGUCGUUGGUAGACCUGAGCAACAACAGCAUCAGCACACUGGCUCCGUAUACCUUCAGUAACAUGACUCAGCUGGCUACUCUCAUCCUGAGCUACAACCAGAUCCGGUGCAUCCCGGUCCAUGCCUUUGACGGACUCAAGUCCCUUCGCCUGCUGACUCUCCAUGGUAACGACCUUUCAACCAUCCCAGAAGGAGCCUUCAACCACCUCACCUCGCUGUCCCAUCUUGCUCUCGGUGCAAACCCCUUGUACUGUAACUGUGACCUGCGCUGGCUCUCUCAGUGGGUCAAGGCUGGAUUUAAGGAGCCUGGUAUUGCUCGUUGCACCGGUCCUCCAGACAUGGCUGACAGGCUGCUGCUCACCACACCACUCAACAGAUUUCAAUGUAAAGGUCCAGUGGAUAUCGGUCUGAUGUCGAAAUGCGCCCCCUGUCUGGCAGCCCCCUGUCAAAACAACGGUACCUGUGUCUCAGAAGUCACUGGAUCCUACCACUGCACCUGUCCAUAUGGAUUCAAGGGUCAAAACUGUGAAAUCCCCAUCAACGCCUGUAUUAGUUUCCCCUGCUCUAAUGGAGGAACCUGCCACAUUCAGCCAGGCCUUGAAGACCACUUCAGCUGUGUGUGUCCUCCAGGGUUUGAGGGCCAACGUUGUGAGAUAAACCCAGAUGACUGUGAAGACAACGACUGUGAAAACAACUCCACCUGCAUCGACGGAGUCAACAACUACACCUGCGUCUGCCCGCCAAACUACACAGGCGACUUGUGCGAGGAGGUGGUCGACCCCUGUCUUCACGGUUUCGACCCCUGUCAACACGACUCAAAGUGCGUCCACGUUGGCCGCAGUUACAGGUGCGAGUGUUUACCCGGCUAUGUGGGCCAGCACUGCGAGCAGGACUACAACGACUGUCUGGAGAAUAAGUGUCAACAUGGCGCCGAGUGUGUGGACGCCGUCAACGGCUAUACCUGCGUCUGCAAAGAGGGUUUCAGUGGGCUGUUCUGCGAAAACCCUCCUCCAAUGAUCUUGCUCCAAACCAGCCCCUGCGACCAAUCGGAUUGCCAGAACGGCGCCCAGUGCCUUGUGGUUGCCGGGGAGCCCGUCUGCCGCUGCAUGCCUGGUUUCUAUGGCAAUAAAUGCGACAAGCUGUCCACCGUUCACUUUUUGGGCCGGGACGCGUACGUGGAGUUGGCAGGCGUGAAGCUCCGCCCCACCGCUCAUAUCGCAUUGCAGGUGGCUACAGAUAAAGACAACGGUAUUUUGCUCUAUAAGGAAGACCAUGACCCUCUGGCUCUGGAGCUUUACCAGGGACACAUACGACUCAUCUACGAUAUCGCCAACUACCCUCCAACAACUGUGUACAGCGUGGAGUCGGUGAAUGACGGCCUCUUCCACACCGUCGAGCUGCUGAUCCAGAACCGCUCGCUCAGCCUGGUGGUUGACAACGGCGCCCCCAAGAGCAUGGGCAAAGCGGCGCGGCAGCCGUCGGUUGACCACAGCACGCAGCUCUACAUCGGAGGUGUACCGGCCCAGGUGGUGGCCUCAGGUCUCCGUCCAGGUCCGGAACGUUCCACUCAGACUUUUAACGGCUGCAUUCACAACGUACGAAUCAACGGGGAGCCUCAAGACCUGAGUUACCGGAGCACGGCGGGCGGACGACAAGGGGUCGAAAGCAAGGGGGAUGGCAUUCUCCCGGGGUGUCACUCGUGCAGCGUAUGUGCCCAGGGUGCAUGCAGGGAAGGAGGGGAGACGGGGGUAACAUGUGACUGUCCUCCAGGACGAACUGGAGCCUUAUGUGACCAGAUGACGGCGCCGAGUCCCUGUCAAAACAACAGAUGUGUCCAUGGUCAGUGUGUGCCGAAGGGUCAGGCCUACAGCUGUCAGUGCAGCGACGGCUACCAGGGUCAGUACUGUGACCGACGGCAGGAGCCUCCGGCCUGCAGGGGGCAGCGCUGUGGACACGGAGAGUGUCGCGUGUCGGAAGGAGGACAGCCGGUCUGUCAGUGUCAGCCCGGGUACACUGGACCCAACUGUGACACAGAGCUGACGUGUCCGGGGGAGAUGGUGAGGGAGCAGCUGAAGCGACACCAGCCCCUGAGAACAUGCACAUCCACCAGUAAGAUCCCCCGCAUGGACUGCCCCCGAUCCUGCCAGGCCGCGGCGCCCCCCGGCGUCUGCUGCGGCGUCACCAAGAGCAGAAGAAGAAAGGUGGUGUUCCGCUGCACCGACGGCACCUCGUACUCCGAGGAGAUGGAGACGGCCCUGGAGUGCGGCUGCUCCAAGUGCCCGUUGUAACAGCACGCAGUUCCUUCAUUUGUUGCGCAACACACACCGCUGCCAUUUUGUGAAUUCUACACGAGGCCGCCGCUACGAGAUUCCUCCACGCUGAUGAGCACCAACAUUAUGUGAUUUUUUUUUUUUUUUUUUUUCACACAUUCAUUUUGACCGCUGCCAAAUUGCUGCCAAGAAAAAAAACAACAAACAAAAAA
This is a messenger RNA of Sphaeramia orbicularis (orbiculate cardinalfish), 5360 nucleotides long. RefSeq names its product slit homolog 3 (Drosophila) (gene slit3). The record is from RefSeq and is a predicted model, not a curated record. Gene Ontology annotation, biological process: negative chemotaxis; axon guidance. Gene Ontology annotation, molecular function: Roundabout binding; heparin binding; calcium ion binding. Bases 559 to 5166 code for a protein of 1535 amino acids. Lineage: Eukaryota; Metazoa; Chordata; Actinopteri; Kurtiformes; Apogonidae. The transcript is spliced from 38 exons.